Mercenaria mercenaria is the source of this 2100-nucleotide messenger RNA. RefSeq names its product baculoviral IAP repeat-containing protein 3-like. Gene Ontology annotation, biological process: negative regulation of apoptotic process; regulation of cell cycle. The transcript is spliced from 5 exons. Gene Ontology annotation, cellular component: spindle microtubule; cytoplasm; nucleus. Gene Ontology annotation, molecular function: cysteine-type endopeptidase inhibitor activity involved in apoptotic process. The record is from RefSeq and is a predicted model, not a curated record. Lineage: Eukaryota; Metazoa; Mollusca; Bivalvia; Venerida; Veneridae. Bases 1 to 1719 code for a protein of 572 amino acids.
AUGCCACGUCGGAUACUUGUUUUUCUUACUUGUGUCGUUGUUCAGAUUUUGUUACAAGCGGGCAACAUUAAUCAGAAACAAAAUAGAAGUUAUUUAGAACGGGAUGGAAAACAUCCAUUUUUUAUUAUAGUUACAGCUGCUUAUGUAGGAAUUCAAAUAUUGGCGUUCGAAGCCUUAGUACAAAAAUCUUGGAAGCAUUGGCAAAACAAAGUCGAGAUAAAGGACGAUUUAUACCGGCCAUGGAGCAAAGUUGGCAAGUUGUCAAAGUUACCUUUUCUAAAAGAGUUUGCAAGCAUACCGGUACAGAAAUACUGGACUCUACCCUUUUCACUUGGAGAAUAUCUUAACAAAGCUGAAAAUGGCAAUAAAGUAGAAUUUAUGAAUUAUGAAUGGGGAAGAUAUGAAUCAUUCAAAAACUUUCCAAUGGAUUCUCCAGCAAGACCCAUGCGACUGGCUUCCAAUGGAUUCUACUAUACGGGCACUAAGGAUACUGUUGAAUAUUUUUCAUGCAAAUUGAAAUACAGCGGCUGGAAAGAAUGCGAUAAACCAGAUACCCUUCAUAAACUUUUGUCUCCAGACUGUGAUUUUAUGAAAGAUGUUGACUCAACAAAUGUUCCAAUACAUCCAACAUUCGAAUCAAUAUCGAAUUACUCUGAAUACCCUCCAGAAGGAGCUAUUGGCGGUGCAAGUUGCUCAACAGAUGGUUACGCGGAAAAUUGCUAUUCUAAUAUACAAGUUCAACACCAGACAAGACAAUCACAAGUAACCAACGAUGCAAUAUCUUCACGACGCAUUAACCACAAAUUUCCGGAUUAUGAAAAUAGUCAACACAGAAUGGAUUCAUUUAAUAAUUGGCCAUGUGCUGAUGUGAUAGCUUCUUGUGUUCUAGUUGAAGCGGGAUUCUAUUAUGCUGGUUUCAGUGACUGCGUCAGAUGCUUCUCCUGUGGAGGCGGACUACGUAACUGGGAGUAUGGUGAUGGUCCGUGGGAAGAACAUGCAAGGUGGUUCCCCGAGUGCAAAUUUCUAAGGGAACGAAAGGGACUCGAGUUCGUUAGACGGUAUCAAGAGACACGUACGGAUUCUGAUGAAGAACUACCGACGGAAGCGAUUGUGUCGGGAGAAGAAGCUUUAAGAACACUUGAACGAGACAGCAAGCACCAUGAAGUGGAUAAUAAUGUCAUAAGUGAAAACGAAAAAGAAGACGAGAGAAAGAUUGCAUGCAAAGUUAAAGCGAAGUUAAACGAAAUGGGCUUUUUGUAUCGUUUCUACCCCAUAAGAAAAGCUAUUCAUAGAUUGAAAUGUAAUGGUGAUCAAAUUUCGACAGAAUCUGUUAUUACAUAUCUAAUUGAUAAUUCUGAAGAAGUUGAAAGGGAUAAUUCGGAAGAAACAAAUAUAUUAGAACAGGAACCUGAUUUUGCCAACAACAUUCGUAGCAACAAGGAAGCUGAAAACAUAACUGGACAAAAAGCAAAAUCGAGCGGAGAUAUUUCAUCAUAUGUAGCCAAUGCGCUUACUGUUGCAGAUCCAGGUACAAUUCAAGAAGAAAACACAAAGUUAAAAAAACAGCUAUUGUGCAAAAUCUGCAUGGACAGUGAUUCAAAUGUUGUGUUUAUUCCAUGUGGACACAUGGUCUCGUGUGAGAAAUGUGCGCCACAUAUACGGAAGUGUGCCGUUUGCAGGGUUCCUAUAAAAGGGCGCGUAAAAGCAUUCAUGGCUUAACGCAAUGAGAAAAAUGUCAUCAUUGUUGUUCUUCCGCUUCCUGUAAAAUAAGUUAGCGUUUAUUUUUUUUUUCAGUUUAGUUUAUACUAAUUAAUUCUAGCUCCAUUGCGAUGAAAGCUUCAAGCUUAUUUGAACCAAACUCAAGUCCGCUUCCUGGCAAAUCAGUACCGGUGUCACAUGAGAGAGCGUUGUCGUGGAGACAGUGGGGCUCGAACACACAACCCUUUGAUUGAGUGGCUGACACCUUAACAAGUUAAGAUUACAAGAUUACUGUCAUGUCAACAAUUUUGGUUUUGUGGUCGUUCAUAAGACAAUGUCAGAUACAUUUUCUAGAAUAAAUAAACCGGCUUAAUUUGGUGUCAGAAUAUACUAGUAGAUGUA